This is a messenger RNA of Condylostylus longicornis, 2022 nucleotides long. RefSeq lists its product as uncharacterized. Gene Ontology annotation, biological process: DNA integration. Lineage: Eukaryota; Metazoa; Arthropoda; Insecta; Diptera; Dolichopodidae. The record is from RefSeq and is a predicted model, not a curated record. The coding region runs from base 1 to 2022 and encodes 673 amino acids. The transcript has 7 exons.
AUGGCAUUAAAUAGUGAUAACACAAAUAAUAAUAAUAAUAAUAAUAAUAAUCAAUUUACUCUAACUGUCAGUGAUUUAUUAAGGGAUGCUACACGCAUCCACGAAUUCAGAGGAGGUGACGAUUAUGCUUUGUCGUCAUUUCUAAGAGAGGUUGAUACUAUAUUACCUCUAUUCAACAGUAAUCCUGAUCUAAAGCAAUAUGUCUUUCAAAGAACUAUUAUAAAUAAGAUACCAGAACCAGACUUAGAAGUCAUAAGAACAUUAGGACCAGAUGCAACCUGGGAUAACAUGAAAGAAAUCCUAGUCAACAACUUCGGCGUCAAGGAGACUUAUCAUCAACUGUACCAGGAGGCUCUAUCUAUAAAAGUUCAAUCUGUAAGUUCAGUAAGUGAAGUUUUUAAUAAGUUAAAAGUUAUAUUAGGGAAAUUAAAUGAAAAGUAUGAAUUCGAUGUAAAUAAACCUAAGGAAUUCAGUCCUAAAACAAAUGAAUCCAGCUUAAGAGAAGCCUACAAUACUUUAACUAGUUCAAAUUUAAUUAGAGAAAGAAAUUCCAACAAUAACUAUGGCAAUCGUAAUAGAUAUUUAGGACACUCUAACAACUCAGGACAGACUAUAUUUAAUCGUAGCAAUAACAACAACCAUGCUAAUAAUUACAAUAAUAAUAAUAAUAGUUCCAAUAAUUCUGGACGAACAAGAUUCAAUAAUAAUUAUAGAGCUAAUCACCAGGAACCGAUGGAAGUAGAUCAUAUUCAGGAUCAUAAUAAACUUCCUAGAUAUAAGAGGUAUAAUAUUAAGAAACCUAUCCCUUUUAGCACCAUAAAUGGAACUAUAUAUGUCAAUAAAGAAAUAAAAACAAAUUUGCCAUUAGAGUUUAAUGAAGAUGCAGAAAUGAUCUGGAAACUAGUUAAAUUUGACAAUAAGGAUUUUCAUGGCAUAAUAGAUUACAGUAGUAUAAGUAACAAUGACUUUGAAAAUUUGAAGAAAUCUCUAAACUCUGAAGAAAAGACUCAUUUAAAUAAAUUACUAAAUAACUAUAGCGAUCUCUUCUUUAAAGAGGGAGACUAUUUAACUAACACUACAGAAAUUCAACAUCAAAUCAUAACAACUAUUGACAGACCGAUAUAUUUUAAAAUAUACAGAUACCCUCAAAUACAUGAGAAGGAAAUAUCGAAACAAAUAUCUGACAUGCUUAAGCAAGGAAUAAUAAAAGAAAGCAACUCACCUUACAAUAGUUCUUUAUGGAUUGUACAGAAAAAAGCCGACAGUUCAGGACAGAAGAAGUGGAGAAUUGUGAUCGACUACCGUAAACUCAAUGAAGUGACGGUUGACGACAAAUUCCCCAUUCCUAACAUCGAGACUAUAUUAGACCAACUUCGCAGGACACAAUAUUUCACCACUCUUGAUCUUGCCAAGGGCUUUCAUCAAAUUUUGGUAAGGGAGGAAGAUAAAAAGAAAACAGCCUUUUCUACUCCUCAGGGGCACUAUGAAAACAACCAAACUAUAAUUGAAAAAUUAAGGGAAUACAAAUCACAAAGAGGGUAUUUUAAAAAAUUAGUAACAGACAACGAAUUUCGUAACGUAAAUAUAAAGGACUUCUUAAGAAAGGAAAAUAUAGAACUUCAUUUAGUUAAACCGAAUUCUCAUACCGGGAAUUCUAACAUAGAACGAUUACAUAAUAAACUUAGCGGAAAAAUUAGAAUGUUAGGAAUUGAAAAUGAGGACCUUAAUAUUCAAGAAAAAAUUUUUAGGGUUUCGGAAUGGUAUAGUAAUAGUUAUCAUUCCACAACCAGGGAAAAACCAAUAAAUAUCCAGGAAGAUGAUAGAGUAGAAGGUUAUAUAAAAAAUUAUAAAACAGUUAGGCACAAAGAACAACCUAAAUAUAAAAAACAUGCUCUUGAUAACAUUCAUUCUUCUACUAUUAAGAGAAAAUCAAAAUUUUCAGAUAAAAUUAAUCUUCAAAAUGCUAUUGCUGACAAUAAUACUGACAUUUUGCCAGGGACAUCUAACAGUAGAAAAAAUUGA